UGUCACUACUGAUUGUCACAGCCUCAUCAGCCAUGAAAGCGGUUGUGCUAGCCCUGACUCUGGCCUUCGUGGCUGGACAAAAUUUUGCCCCUGAAUUUGCUGCUGGUAAGACCUACGUAUAUAAGUAUGAAGCGCUCAUCCUGGGCGGUCUUCCUGAGGAAGGUUUGGCAAGAGCUGGAUUGAAAAUCAGCACCAAACUUCUACUCAGUGCAGCUGACCAAAAUACUUAUAUGCUGAAGCUUGUGGAACCUGAGCUCUCUGAGUACAGCGGCAUUUGGCCAAAGGACCCAGCAGUGCCAGCAACCAAGUUGACAGCAGCCCUUGCACCUCAGCUCGCAAUUCCCAUCAAGUUUGAAUACACCAAUGGUGUUGUUGGUAAAGUCUUUGCUCCUGAGGAAGUCUCGACUUUGGUGCUGAACAUCUACAGAGGCAUCCUGAAUAUUCUCCAGCUGAACAUCAAGAAGACCCACAAAGUCUAUGACUUGCAGGAGGUCGGAACUCAGGGUGUGUGCAAGACCCUCUAUUCCAUCAGUGAAGAUGCACGAAUUGAGAACAUCCUUCUGACCAAGACCAGGGACCUGAGCAACUGCCAGGAAAGACUCAAUAAGGACAUCGGGUUGGCAUACACUGAGAAAUGCGACAAGUGCCAGGAGGAAACCAAAAACUUGAGAGGUACCACAACAUUAAGUUACGUCUUGAAACCAGUCGCCGAUGCCGUCAUGAUCCUGAAGGCGAACGUUAAUGAGCUGAUCCAGUUUUCACCUUUCUCUGAGGCUAACGGAGCUGCUCAGAUGAGGACCAAGCAGUCUUUGGAGUUCCUUGAAAUUGAGAAAGAACCCAUUCCAUCUGUCAAGGCUGAAUAUCGUCACCGUGGAUCUCUCAAAUACGAGUUCUCCGAUGAACUUCUUCAGACACCCCUUCAGCUGAUCAAGAUCAGUGAUGCACCAGCCCAGGUUGCAGAGGUCCUGAAGCACCUGGCUACCUACAACAUAGAGGAUGUUCAUGAAAAUGCACCUUUGAAGUUUUUGGAACUGGUACAACUCCUCCGUGUUGCCCGCUAUGAAGAUUUGGAAAUGUACUGGAACCAGUACAAAAAGAUGCCUCCCCACAGACACUGGUUCUUGGACACCAUUCCUGCCACUGGUACCUUCGCUGGUCUCAGAUUCAUCAAAGAGAAGUUCAUGGCUGAGGAAAUAAGCAUCGCUGAGGCAGCUCAGGCUUUCAUUACAGCUGUGCACAUGGUGACUGCUGACCCUGAGGUUAUCAAGCUGUUUGAGAGCCUGGUAGACAGCGACAAAGUAGUGGAAAACCCACUUCUGCGUGAGGUUGUCUUCCUUGGAUAUGGAACAAUGGUUAACAAAUACUGCAAUAAGACAGUUGAUUGUCCUGUUGAACUCAUAAAGCCUAUUCAACAACGGCUGUCAGACGCCAUUGCAAAGAACGAGGAAGAGAACAUCAUCCUGUACAUAAAGGUUUUGGGAAAUGCCGGCCAUCCAUCUAGCUUCAAGUCACUCACUAAGAUCAUGCCCAUCCAUGGCACUGCUGCUGUAUCUCUGCCAAUGACAAUUCAUGUUGAAGCCAUCAUGGCUCUGAGGAACAUUGCAAAGAGGGAGUCCAGAAUGGUCCAGGAACUGGCUCUCCAGCUCUACAUGGACAAGGCUCUCCACCCAGAGCUCCGUAUGCUGUCCUGCAUUGUUCUCUUCGAGACAAGUCCUUCUAUGGGUUUGGUGACAACUGUUGCCAACUCUGUGAAAACCGAGGAGAAUUUGCAGGUGGCCAGCUUCACUUACUCUCACAUGAAGUCCCUGAGCAGGAGCCCCGCAACGAUCCAUCCUGAUGUUGCUGCCGCAUGCCGCGCCGCCAUGAAGAUCUUGGGUACAAAGUUGGACAGACUGAGCCUGCGUUAUAGCAAAGCUGUACAUGUGGACCUCUACAACAGUUCCUUGGCGGUCGGUGCUGCUGCAACUGCUUUUUACAUCAAUGAUGCUGCCACAUUUAUGCCAAAAUCCUUUGUUGCAAAGACCAAAGGCUUCAUCGCUGGAAGUACUGCUGAAGUCCUGGAGAUUGGAGCGAAUAUUGAAGGACUGCAGGAGCUGAUUCUGAAAAACCCUGCUCUCUCUGAAAGUACUGACAGGAUCACCAAAAUGAAGCGAGUCAUUAAGGCUCUGUCAGAAUGGAGAUCCUUGCCCACCAGCAAACCCCUAGCCUCUGUGUAUGUUAAGUUCUUUGGACAAGAGAUUGGCUUUGCUAACAUUGACAAACCCAUGAUCGAAAAGGCUGUCAAGUUUGGCAAGGAAUUACCCAUUCAGGAAUAUGGAAGAGAGGCUCUCAAGGCUCUGCUCCUGUCUGACAUCAACUUCCACUACGCUAAGCCAGUGCUGGCUGCUGAGAUGCGACGCAUUCUUCCUACUGUCGCUGGUAUUCCAAUGGAACUCAGUCUGUACAGUGCUGCUGUGGCUGCAGCCUCUGUUGAAAUCAAGCCCAACACGUCACCACGUCUGUCAGCAGACUUCGACGUCAAGACUCUGCUGGAGACAGACGUUGAGCUCAAGGCUGAGAUCAGACCAAUGGUUGCCAUGGACACAUAUGCCGUUAUGGGACUUAACACCAACAUCUUCCAGGCUGCUUUGGUAGCUCGCGCUAAAGUGCACUCUGUUGUGCCAGCCAAAAUAGCUGCAAGACUUAAUAUCAAAGAGGGUGACUUUAAGCUUGAAGCUCUUCCUGUUGAUGUGCCGGAAAACAUCACAUCCAUGAAUGUUACAACCUUUGCUGUAGCAAGAAACAUCGAGGAACCUUUGGUUGAGAGAAUCACUCCUCUUCUCCCCGCCAAAGUUUUGGCAUCCUUCCCAAACAGGAAACGCUCAUCCAAGCUUGAUCCCACUGGCAAUAGCAUGUUAGACUCCUCAGAACUCCUUCCCAUGGAAGAAGAAGAUGUAGAGCCCAUUCCUGAAUAUAAGUUCCGUCGAUUUGCCAAAAAGUACUGCGCUAAGCACAUUGGUGUUGGACUGAAGGCCUGUUUCAAGUUGGCCAGUCAAAAUGGAGCCUCCAUCCAAGACAUUGUCUUGUACAAACUGGCUGGUAGCCACAACUUCUCUUUCUCUGUGACACCAAUUGAAGGAGAAGUUGUUGAGAGAUUGGAGAUGGAGGUUAAAGUCGGAGCAAAGGCUGCAGAGAAGCUUGUUAAACGCAUCAACCUGAGUGAGGACGAAGAAACUGAAGAAGGAGGUCCAGUCCUGGUGAAGCUCAACAAAAUCCUGUCUUCAAGACGGAACAGCUCCUCAUCUUCCUCCUCCAGCUCCAGCAGCUCUUCUGAGAGCCGUUCUUCAAGGUCCUCCUCUUCAUCUCGCUCCAGCCGUAAGAUUGACCUUGCAGCCAGGACCAAUAGCAGCAGCAGCAGCAGUAGCCGUCGCAGCAGAAGCAGCAGCAGCAGCAGCAGCAGUAGCAGCAGCAGCAGUAGCAGCAGCAGCAGUAGCAGCAGCAGCAGCAGCAGGAGAAGCAGCAGCAGCAGCAGUAGUAGCAGCAGCAGCAGCAGUAGGAGCAGCAGGAGAGUCAACUCAACAAGAUCCAGCAGCAGUUCAAGUAGGACCAGCUCUGCAUCAAGCCUUGCAUCUUUCUUCAGUGACAGCUCAAGCUCUUCUAGCUCCAGUGAUCGUCGCUCAAAGGAAGUGAUGGAGAAGUUCCAGAGGUUACACAAGAAAAUGGUUGCCUCCGGUAGCAGUGCCUCAAGCGUUGAAGCCAUCUACAAAGAGAAAAAAUAUCUUGGCGAGGAAGAAGCCGUUGUGGCAGUGAUUCUCCGUGCUGUCAAAGCUGACAAGAGGAUGGUGGGAUACCAGCUUGGUUUCUACCUUGACAAACCAAAUGCCAGAGUUCAGAUCAUUGUCGCCAACAUUUCUUCUGAUAGCAACUGGAGGAUCUGUGCUGAUGCAGUUGUGUUGAGCAAGCACAAAGUUACAACCAAGAUUUCCUGGGGAGAACAGUGCAGGAAAUACAGCACCAAUGUUACAGGAGAGACUGGUAUUGUUUCUUCAAGCCCUGCUGCUCGCCUCAGAGUGUCCUGGGAAAGACUGCCUUCUACCCUGAAACGCUAUGGAAAGAUGGUUAACAAGUACAUUCCUGUUAAAGUAUUGUCUGACUUGAUCCACACAAAGAGAGAAAACAGCACCAGGAAUAUCUCAGUCAUCGCAGUUGCCACAUCUGAAAAGACAAUUGACAUCAUAACCAAAACUCCAAUGAGCUCUGUCUACAAUGUCACUAUGCAUCUUCCCAUGUCUAUGCCCAUUGAUGAGAUCAAAGGUCUCAGCCCCUUUGAUGAAGUCAUUGACAAGAUCCACUUCAUGGUUUCUAAGGCUGCUGCAGCUGAAUGCAGCUUUGUCGAAGACACACUCUACACAUUCAACAACAGGAGCUACAAGAACAAGAUGCCUUCCUCUUGCUACCAGGUUGCAGCACAGGACUGCACAGAUGAGCUGAAAUUCAUGGUUCUCCUGAGGAAAGAUACGUCCGAACAACACCACAUCAAUGUCAAGAUUUCUGAGAUCGAUAUUGACAUGUUUCCAAAGGACAACAACGUCACUGUGAAGGUCAACGAAAUGGAAAUACCCCCCACCAGCCUGCCUUACCGCCACCCAACAGCUUCCAUCGAGAUCAGACAAAGCGGAGAGGGACUUGCUGUCUAUGCACCCAGCCACGGUCUCCAAGAAGUCUACUUUGAUAGGAAGACAUGGAGGAUCAAAGUUGCUGACUGGAUGAAAGGAAAGACCUGUGGACUCUGUGGAAAGGCUGAUGGAGAGAUCAGACAGGAGUACCACACUCCCAACGGACGCGUGGCCAAGAACUCAGUCAGCUUUGCUCACUCCUGGAUUCUUCCUGCUGAAAGCUGCAGGGAUGCAUCUGAGUGCCGUCUGAAACUUGAAUCUGUGCAGCUGGAGAAACAGUUGACCAUCCACGGUGAGGACUCCACAUGCUUCUCAGUUGAGCCUGUACCUCGCUGUCUGCCCGGUUGUUUGCCUGUCAAGACCACACCUGUCACUGUUGGUUUCAGCUGCCUGGCAUCUGAUCCUCAGACCACCGUCUAUGACAGAAGUGUGGAUCUAAGACAAACUACCCAGGCUCACCUGGCUUGCAGCUGCAACGCCAAGUGCUCUUAAACAUAAGAUUUCCUUUAAGUCACUACUAUGUGUACGUUUUUUUUUAAUCUGUAACAGUAAAUAAACUGCAUCUCAACAUCA
Fundulus heteroclitus (mummichog) is the source of this 5228-nucleotide messenger RNA. Its product is annotated as vitellogenin-1-like. Lineage: Eukaryota; Metazoa; Chordata; Actinopteri; Cyprinodontiformes; Fundulidae. Gene Ontology annotation, biological process: lipid transport. The record is from RefSeq and is a predicted model, not a curated record. The transcript has 33 exons. Gene Ontology annotation, molecular function: lipid carrier activity. The coding region runs from base 33 to 5147 and encodes 1704 amino acids.